AUGACUGAGGGCCGCCUCCGUAACCAUCAUCUGGAUCAGACUGCAGCUUUCGGAUCGUUUGAGCCGGCACAAGUCUCCCCUAGACUUAAGAGGAGGUCUACCACGGGUGGUGUCCCCAACCGUCCGGCCCGGGCGGUAUUGUUCAGUAGAGGCACGGGCAACGCCGACAUACGGGAUGUCCAUGCAAUGUGUUGUGAUGCAUGCCCGUGUAAAAACGGGGGUAAGGCUGUGUGCUGCGAGCAUUGCUCACUGAAGGAUGAGAACCGCCAUAAGAAACGGGCUGAUCGAGGUGAAGUGAAGGACACAGCCUGCAACACUGACUGGGAGGGCGAGGGGGUCACCAAGGGGGGUCUCUCUAAUGCAGUAAAGAUGAGGAGAAAGAGGCCUCGGAAUAGCUCGUAG
Messenger RNA from Perkinsus marinus ATCC 50983, 402 nucleotides. RefSeq lists its product as hypothetical. The record is from RefSeq and is a predicted model, not a curated record. Bases 1 to 402 code for a protein of 133 amino acids. NCBI's taxonomy places the organism in Eukaryota, Perkinsozoa, Perkinsida, Perkinsidae. The transcript has 3 exons.